GUUGCCGCAAUCUCCUGUUUAUCAGGUGUGACUGUGCCCAGUUUAUCUACCUGUAGCUACUUGCAAGAGCCUGCAAAUCGCCUUCGCUCCUCAACUAACAACGAUGGCAGCGAUCUUUGCUCGAAACUCUCUCGCUGCUCUUCGCGCUCGUCAUCUCGCUGUGUCAGGACAAGCAUUGCAGGGGUCUUCCUGUUAUGGGUUGCGUUUCAGUGCACACCCUUAUAGCACCAAGAAAGAAGAUGAAGAAAGAGAUCAGCUUGCAAAGGAGAUUUCGAAGGAUUGGAGUUCUGGUAGUGUAUUUUUCUGGAUUGCUUGUAUUUCUUUUAUGCUUUAUAAUUGGUAUGUUGAGUUCUAUGGUGUCUCCAAAGUCCAAACCAAUAACUUGUGUAACUGCAGUUUUUGAGCGAAGCAUAAACACUUUGUUUCUAACUGAAAUGGUUCGAGGUUUGAUGCUGACACUAAAGUAUUUCUUUGAAAAAAAAGUUACGAUCAAUUAUCCCUUUGAGAAGGGCCCAUUGAGCCCUCGUUUUCGUGGUGAGCAUGCUCUUCGACGUUAUCCAACUGGUGAGGAACGUUGUAUUGCUUGUAAGCUUUGUGAAGCUAUAUGCCCAGCACAAGCAAUUACGAUUGAGGCUGAGGAGAGAGAAGAUGGAAGCCGUCGGACGACCAGGUAUGAUAUUGACAUGACAAAGUGUAUCUAUUGUGGUUUCUGCCAAGAAGCAUGCCCUGUUGAUGCCAUUGUUGAAGGACCCAACUUUGAAUUCGCUACUGAGACUCAUGAGGAGCUUUUGUAUGACAAAGAGAAGCUGCUUGAAAAUGGGGACCGAUGGGAAACUGAGAUUGCAGAGAACCUUAGAUCCGAAAGCCUGUACCGUUGAUUUUCCAGUUCCCCUUUGUGGUUGAUACGAGCACCUUCCUGUGCAUGAAAUAAAGUGAUCUGCAUACGGGUCUUGGAAUAUCUGUAUCUAGGUUUUGUUAUUCAAGUAAUUCUGAUGUCAAGUUAAUUUUGCCUGCUACAAAUUCAAGUUACUGGAUAAAUGAUGCGAAAUGCGGGAAGCAAAUUGAAGUUCAAAUGAUAAUUUUAAACUGGUGAUGGAUUUAAUGAGAAACUGAAGAUGAGAUUGGUGGUGAUUGAUU
This is a messenger RNA of Tripterygium wilfordii, 1137 nucleotides long. Its product is annotated as NADH dehydrogenase [ubiquinone] iron-sulfur protein 8-B, mitochondrial. NCBI's taxonomy places the organism in Eukaryota, Viridiplantae, Streptophyta, Magnoliopsida, Celastrales, Celastraceae. The transcript has 7 exons. Gene Ontology annotation, molecular function: 4 iron, 4 sulfur cluster binding; NADH dehydrogenase activity. The record is from RefSeq and is a predicted model, not a curated record. The coding region runs from base 195 to 878 and encodes 227 amino acids. Gene Ontology annotation, biological process: mitochondrial electron transport, NADH to ubiquinone; mitochondrial respiratory chain complex I assembly. Gene Ontology annotation, cellular component: membrane.